AUGUUUGAAUUGACAAAACCAAAAAUACAUGGCUUUGUAUCAGUAAAAUCCGAGUUCGGUCGAGCUCCGGCUCAACUCUCAGCUGGAGCCUUCUCAUCAAUGGCGAGCAUAAACUCCACCGGCAAAAGUUCCAGGUUCUUCUCUUCGCAAUCCUACCACAGCUCCACCUGCGGCCGCACCCAUCAGAUCGCCGCCCUCGCACUGGUUGUCGUCACUUUCUUCCUCACCAGGCUCCUCGACCGCUCCCUAGGCCCCUGCCCCUCAUCCCUCCGCGAUUCGUUCUUCGGCGACGAUCAGAGCAGAGCGCCGGAAGACGUCGUGCGGUUCGGGCUGUAUGGGGCCCACCUGAAUCUGAAGAUCUACGUGUACGACGAGGACGAGAUCGAUGGUCUGAAGCUGCUGAUGUACGGGCGCGAGGGGAAAAUAUCUGCCGACGCCUGCGUUAGAGGCCAGUGGGGCACCCAGGUUAAAAUUCAUCGGUUACUUUUACAAUCAACAUAUCGGACCAGAAAGAAAGAGGAAGCAGAUCUGUUCUUCGUUCCAUCCUAUGUUAAAUGUGUUCGAAUGAUGGGUGGACUGAAUGAUAAAGAAAUCAAUCAAACAUAUGUAAAGGUUUUAAGUCAAAUGCCAUAUUUCAGGAUAUCUGGUGGCCGCAACCAUAUUUUUGUUUUCCCAAGGUAUGUUGUUCUUUGGUGCUGGAGCUCACUUGUUCAAGUCUUGGUCAACAUAUUUAAAUCGUUCUAUAAUUUUGACCCCAGAGAUGAAAAUAUAGAGGAGAUGAUCGUAAAAGGCAGGCGAGUGAGGUGUUUAUGGGUGUACGCACCUGAAUCCGAACCUUGCUCGGCUCUCAGUGGAAUUUUAUGGGAACUUCAGAAAAAGGUAAGGAAGUUUCAACAUUCGAGCGAGACAUUUUGGCUGCACAAUGGGUCAAUUGUGAAUCGAGAUUUAGUAGAGUUCAGCAAAUGGACAUGA
Molecule: messenger RNA, 972 nt
Organism: Striga asiatica
Lineage: Eukaryota; Viridiplantae; Streptophyta; Magnoliopsida; Lamiales; Orobanchaceae
Source: the annotation of a GenBank genome assembly